This is a messenger RNA of Scomber scombrus (Atlantic mackerel), 6428 nucleotides long. RefSeq names its product nectin-2. NCBI's taxonomy places the organism in Eukaryota, Metazoa, Chordata, Actinopteri, Scombriformes, Scombridae. The record is from RefSeq and is a predicted model, not a curated record. The coding region runs from base 338 to 1918 and encodes 526 amino acids. The transcript has 7 exons.
GCUCAGACUCAGAGGAUAGUUGUUGGAGCAGAGAGCACGGCAACAGCAGCAGCAGUUCAUUACACCCAGACCACCAGCUGGAGGAAAUAUUUACCUGUGCGCUGCCAGGACGAACUCAGAAGGAUUUUCAUUAAUUUUCAGCAGACUCAAUCUUAAAGGCGCAGUGAGGGACACUUGAAAUAGCAAUCUCUGUCGGACCCUCUGAUCUGUCCUGUAUCCAGACAAGUUUUUUUCCGCCUCGAAUGAGUGAGAUUUUACCCAGAAACUGAAUCCAACCUUUCGCAUAUAUUUCGGAGAGACAGCGCGCCUGGUUUCAUAAAGAGGAGCGUAAUCAACCAUGGCGAGACAUGACGCCCGAAAUUGGCAUGACUGCACUAAAAUGACCAGACUGUUCUUGGUCGCGUCGAUACUUUUACUACAAGGGGCGUCGGGUCAGAGGGUCAAGGUGGAGCCAGAGGUGACGUCGUAUCCCGGUCAGACAGUCAACCUUCGCUGUGCCUUCACUGAUGCCACUGGGAUUCAGCUCACAAUGGUCACAUGGAUCUAUGAGCCAAAGGAAGGAGAAAGGCUCAAUAUAGCUGUGUUUCACCCAAACUUUGAUCCCAACUACCCGGAUUCACCUGUGAAGGGUAGAGUCAGCUUCACACCCAGUCCCCCCAGCCUGACCAGUCCUUCCAUCCAGAUAAGCAACGUGGGGAUGACAGACGAGGGGAAGUACAUCUGCGAAUACGCUACCUACCCCAGUGGCAACGAGCAGGGCAUCACCUACUUGGUCAUGCUCGCUAAGCCUCAGAACUCGGCCACCAUCGUAACAGUGGACGCAGGCACUAAGCCGGUCGUUGUGGCACGAUGUGAGUCUAAGGAUGGCCGGCCCGCUGCCCAGAUCUCUUGGGUGACCACAGCCAAUGGCAACGCAACAACAGUGUCUAAGCCAGGUACAGACAACACUGUGACAGUUACCAGCGAGUACCGCAUGGUUCCUACAGCGAAAGACAACGGAAAAGACAUAAGCUGCGUGGUGUCACACAGGACGCAGGUCAAACCAGACAGCCAUGCGAUGAAACUGGCAAUUCAGUAUGCCCCUCAGGUGUCAAUAACUGGUUAUGACAAUAAUUGGUACGUGGGUCGUACAAAUGUGGUGCUCACCUGCCAAGCUACCGGAAACCCCGUCCCAGUCACCGUACAAUGGAAGACUAUGACUGGAGAGAUGCCAGACACGGUCCAGAUUAAAGACAACCAGCUGAAGGUACUGAAGGUGGAUGAUGCGGUCAACACCACUUUUGUCUGUGAGGUCAAGAACCGCAUAGGAACCGGCAAGGAUCAGGUCACAGCCAUAGUCAGGGAGCCCUCAGUGAACCCAUCCAAUGCCGGCGUGGUGGCGGGGGCUGUGAUUGGCUCCCUGCUGGCCCUCCUUUUGGUCGCCGCUCUCAUCGCCGUGCUUGUCACCCGUAGCCGAAGGCAACAGCAGGGUUACCGAGGCAAUGGCGGCAGUGACAUGAAGACACGCAUAUUUGGUGGCGGCAAGAAGGCUAGCAAGAACGGCACAGGUGGAGGCGCAGGCAGCGGUGGCGUUGGAGGCGGUAACAACAACGGCCCCAUCUAUGUUUACAACGAGAGUUCCCCCCACCAGGGCCUUGGCGAGAAAAACAACCACCACCAGCCACUCACCAUUGGGGGCGUAGCCACUACACCCACUGCCCAAGACAUCCUGCUAAGCAAUGACCUGGAUGACGCAGAGAGGAGGAAGUUUGAUGAGCUUGAGGAAGACGAGAGGUAUGACCACUUCACCGGAGGCGCCCCCAUCCUUCAGCUUCGCCCACCUCAUGAUCAGGACGAUAUUAUUGGAGAUUACAUGGAUGAUGACAUGGAGUCCCAGCGGGAUGGCUCUGUCAUCUCACGGACUGCUGUCUACGUAUAGAACAGGAGGAGAAGAAAAGAGGAGGAGAAAAAGGAGGGAUGGAGGAUUCCUCUUGAGGAUUUUGUGGCUUCAGGGUCUCAUUCCUGCUUGAUAGAAAAGAGAAAAUAAUACCACUUUUAUUUUUGAAAAUUGAUUUUAAAUAUAGCCUAUUAUUAAUCACAGUGCAGCCCCGGAAUGGACUGAAUGAACAGGAGAGUGUGGUGGGAUAAUCUGAAAGGAGCGUCGCUGUUAUCUGGUCCCUUAAAACUGAAAAUCAAACAGAGAAGAAACAACCUGUCUCCCACUGCUUCUGCUCAUGCUACUGCUAUCACUGGGACCCUGACAAGGACUCCUGACAGACAGACAGACUAAAAGAGAGAAACUAUGUAGUAUGGGAGGAGGAUAAUGGCAUCAUGAUACAAGCUUUGCUGUAGAGGCUGCAUCUCACUUGCAUAUUCACUCUUAUCUUCACCAGAACAGUAGAAGUGGAAGGGGUUGUCAAGCAGUUAUGUGCUGCCUGCUAUUCUCAGUCCUCCUAUGGGAAACCUUUGUUUUGGUAAUGCAUUGUGGUGUGACAGCUGGAUAGGUGGUUAGUAGCUAGUGAUGGGCUGGGGGGGAGAAACAUUUGAAGGUAAAGACAGUAACCAUCAGGUGAUUUGCAGAAGGAAACUUUGUAUUUGCUCAUGUCUGCCUCACCAGGUACACUGGUGAGUUCUCUUUUACACUCUCUGCCUUCCUCUCAAACAAAAAUCUACUCUGCAAACUAUCGCUGACAGCAGACACUGUUGAAUUUACUAAAAAUUAAAGAAAAGAACAAUAGGUCCUUAUGUGCUACACAAAUACAAGAGCAGCUGAAUUUAACAAAGUAAGUUUGCAGAGCUGGAGUUUGAACCAAGUUCUUAACAAGGUAUUCAUGCAAACUUUUGUACUAUGCCUGGAGGUAAAAGACGGUAAACAAGAGACGAGGGAAUGAGGUGUAGCCGAUCUGACAGGGUCAAAGGAUCGGGAGAGGGAUGCAGGAGGACUAGAAGGGAGCACGUCUCUUCCUUUCUCUUCCUCCUCAUCUCCGUCUCUUCAGAGCGCUCCUGACAGGAGGAGCUUGAUUGGUAAUGAGCCGUGAAGUCGCUCGCUUAGCCGGGACCAACAGAUUGCCACCACUUAUCGUUUAUGACGUGGCGAUUCCUCCCCCCUCCCAUAUCUAUCUCUCUAUCAUCCCUCCGCCUCUCUCCCUCUCUCUCCAUCCCUCUCUCCAUCCCUCUCUCCCAGUGUUUAUGGGGAGUUUAUGAUUUAUCCAGGGCAGUGUCGGGGUCAGGGCUACGGAGAGCGGGAGAGUAUUUUACUGCUCCUGAUGUGUCAAACGCCCCACUUACUCUAUUCCUGCCCGGUCUUGCUCUGACAUACCAGGACUGACUAAUCCACCUGGAGUGGCCAUGUUCACUCCACUGCACUGACAGUGUCUUCACUUGUGCAUUACUGCCUCCUCCUAUAUUUUAAUAAAUGACCGGAUGUAACAGAACCUCACCUCUAAAGUACGACAGUAUUAGUUUAGAUAGAUUUUCAAUGAGAUCGUGUAAUAUUUCUUUCCAUUAGCGGAUGUUGUUAAAGGUAGUGAAUUGAUCGGGAGACAUAAAAGGUUGUGUCCACAGUGAAGCUAUGGGAGUCAUAUUGACUAACAGGCAACAAGCAAUGAAACGGCCCUUUAUGAUGCAGCUUCAGGGGUUAUUGUCUCCUGACUGUUAAUUUAUCCUUCUAACGAGCCACCGGAGGCCCGCUCAGGCGAACAUUACUCCGUGGCUACUGUACACUCUGUCUUUGAGGCUUAGUGUGUACAUUUGCAUGAGUCACUGUGUCUAUGUAGCCACUGGAUGACUGUGACGGACAAUCUUUGGGAGAAGCCCUGCUGUAGCUCCUCUAAUCAUGCUUUUUCCUGGCCCUCUAAUCAACUCCCUUUUGACCCGCUGGGAAUCUGGUGAGUGCGGUCUCGGUGACUGUACCUACCUCCCGUAAGAGCCAGCUGAGAUCUGGGUUGCAGCUUGCUGCAGGUCAUGAGGUCAAACACUGGGUGACCCAUUGCCAAGGGCAAGGAUGACUGUACUUGGAAUGUAUCUUUUCUUAUCAUGGUUGUUUUAACCUUGAACUAUGGAUAUGUUCUGUACAGACAAACACUCAUAUACAGAUCUCCAUAUACGUAGGGUAGAGGCAGUCAUUGCUUGCCAUUGUGUUGGCUGUAAACCUUCAGGCAAAGAGAGAGAACAGGAGAGAAACAGAAGAGGCAGAUGACAAAAAAGACCGGGUUCAGUGUUUGAGCACCAUCUGGCAUAUUGUGAGCCAGUGUGUUCAAUAGGGUUAUCGUCUAAUGGCCUUAGUUUAUACAUAAAUGCAACUCUUGUCAACCUGGGGUACAGUAAAUUUACAAAACACAGUUGAUUUGUCACAACCACUCAACAUAAAAAUGUAUAACUUAUUUUUGCACUUGUGUGUGUGUGUGUGUGUGUGUGUCACCGCUACAAAGAGGAAAAAUUAGUGUAAUUUGUGGUUUUUUGGGGUCAAAAUAGUGACAAGGACAAGGGACAAACUGUUCUGUACUGUAUGUACAUUUUGGUGUGAGGUAUCUGUGUACUAUAUAUGUAAGCAUCUUUAUUUUCUUGUGAAAAUGUGGAUAUUUAUGAAAAUGUAAAUAUCAGAUCGACGAAGCCAGUGUUACCAGUGUUGUGGAACUAAACAGAAGAAGGCGUUCUGUAUUGGUUAAGCAUAAAGUUCAGAUGUCUCAGAGGGCAUUGAGAAUGUAAUUUUUAAUCUAAUGAAUACCUCGGUUGUUUGGGUUUUUGUUCAAGUUAGCAUUGCCUGCAUUUCCACACAAUAAGCACAUACAUUUUUUGCACAAUUGGCUCUUCUUCUCCACUCUGCACAAUACAAAAAUACACACAAUACUCAUAAAUACUCAUCAUUUAUCAUGUAGACCGUAACCUCACAAGUCUGUGAUGCAUCUGAGUCAGCUCUGUGUGUGCGCUUGUGUCAGUGUGUAUUUUAAGUGAUGCUCGGGGGCUUCGGGACAUCUUUCACUGCCAUUGGGGUUGUAACCCGAGUAGCCUCCAUUUUGACACCAUGGAAAACUGGCAAACUGAAGAUAUUGUGCACGUUGAAGACACACUUAUACUCGUGUACACACACACACACACACAUAUAUAUGUAUAUAUAUAUAUAUAUAUAUAUAUAUAUAUAUAUAUAUAUAUGUAUGCACACACACACGCACAAUGCAGAGAAACAUUCGCCCACACACAAACACCCCUCAGUCACUCUCAUUAUGCUCACUCCCACAGUCAAACUGUGCAGAAGACACCUCAUACCUGACAACUCUGCCACCUCCUGACAUAAGCCCACACAAAUAUGCUCGCAUAGCUGCACACAAAAAACACACGCACGAAAACACUUCUUCUUUCUCCUCUUCUUGCUCAGUGGCUCUGUCAGGACAUGUACUGUGUCCUGCUAUCGUGGAGCGAGCCGCAACAUGAUGCGUCCCCUGCUCCACUGCUUUCCAUCCCACAAAUAGUCCGACCUGUUCCCGAAUCAGUGACCAUGUAGAACAGAGGCAACUACACAUCCAGGGACACACACCUUUCACCUAGUGUCAAAGGAACAGGCUUUUUAGGAUACUGUUUGUCCAUUUCACUUUUGUUCUACACGUGAAAUAUAACUUUCAUGAAAUGCCACCGCACUGACCUCCUCCCCCUCCCAGAUCCCUUCAAAUGCUUUUAGAGAAUCACAACUUCCUACUCAUCUCCAAAAUGCUGUUUUUUUCGACUUCUCUCACUUCAGCCACCUACGCCACCAUACCGCCUCCACAGAUACACACACGGUCGCCACCCACCACAACACCCAAGUAAGGCUUGUCAGACAAAAUUCUUUUAGAGAAAUCUAAGAUCCUGGCCCAGGUUUAGCACAAGGUUAGGUCAAAAUCCGCAAUAUUGUUUUUUCUUUUUCCAGAAAGCCACAUACUGUUGCUAUUUCUUCAGCUCCAAACAUCUGAUGACUAAUCAAAGCCUUAACAUCUCCCAUCUCACUCGCAUAAAAGGGGAAAAAAAGAAAAAAACGUUCCCUUGUACAUAGUAUAAAUAUAUAAAUAUGUAGCAGAGAAAAAGAAUUACUAAUUUAUGGUGUCACGUUUGUGUAUUUCUCAGUGACAACAAGCAUGAAGGAUUUAUUUUCUCCUCUUACAAUUGCUCCUCUUUUCUGUUAUUUUGCAGUGCUUUAUAAUUUAUGUUUUCUGAGUGCUUUAUUCUUGACUGCUGCGCUGUGAUUGCUGCCAAAACUGGCAAAUGUGCUUCUUCUAUACAAAUUAACUGUACACACAACAAAACCCCAAAAUGUGGUUUUUUUGACUGCUCUGUGUAAGUUUUUCUUUUACUUUUUUGUAUUUUUUAAUUUUAAACUUAUUUUGGUCUUUGAAAAGAAAAACUGAAUUAGAAUUGUCGUCACCAUUUUGUCAUGUCUUUAUAUUUUUUCGUAUUUGUUGCUAUUAAAGACUUCUUGA